UAAAGAAGGAAAGAUCCCAGCUGAUUUUCAUGUGGCGAUAAUAUUUUACGAAAUUUUUUCACAAGACAACAAUAUCACACAAAAUACACUAUUUCACGUCUUUUACGUACUCUCACUCAUAAAGCAGUAUACAUCAUAAGAAGAAAAAAAUCGAAUCAACACAAUGUUUUCAAGGCUACGAUCCGUAUCAAACACUUUAAAACACAUAAGAAAAUGUUCAAAUUUGCCUGCGGUUGUGAAAAGGCCAGGAGGUGAUCAGUGCACGAGCCCCCACUUCAGAGUGACAGUUUUGAACGGGGACACGAACACCGGACUUUACACAUGCCUGGCAUUGAAGCAGAACCCGGGGAUCAGCGAGCUUAACAUCCACGUAUCGUCCAGGACGGCCAGCUUCGCCAAUGAUAUAAAGUACAUACCCGGAAGGGCAAACGUGAACAUUUUUUACGGCGAAGCUCAGAUCGAAUCGUCUCUUAAGGAGGCGAAUUUAGCAUUGGUAAUUUCAAAGACUUGUACAAAAGAUUCGGCGACAAAUGAAGAUGUUUUCUCCUCGGCCGAAGGUUUCCUGCGGGACGCCGCCAAUGCUUGCAGUUUCGCUUGCCCGUUUGCAGUCAUAGUCGUUGACGCGGCACCUUUAAAUUAUACCGUACCGUUUUUCUCAGGGGUUUUCGCGCAACAUGGUGCCAUCAACACUUGCAGGGUGUUGGGAAACAUGAACGUCCAUUGUCUCCGAGCUCAGACGUAUCUAGCCCGAAAACUCAACCUGGACCCGCAUUCCUUGGCUGAUCUAGUCGUCGUAGGUGGAGGCACUCCAGAGACAAUAGUUCCGGUCAUAUCGUAUAUCGAGCCCGAAGGAUUCCCCCUUCUCACCGAUCCAAUGGAAAUGAUCCAAGAGAUAAAACAACUGGAGAAAGUGGACAAACUGCACUUCAACAUCCAAGACGGGGCUAUUGUGCGGUCGCGAGGUCUGACGAAGCUGGCCUCGGCCAUUUUGUCUGGGAUGUCGGGUAAGAAAGUCAAAGGGUGUGCGUUCGUGCGGACGUCCGACCCACUCGGCGUCAAGUAUUUCUCCGUUCCUGUCGAGUUCGGAAGCUGCGGGGUGGAAAAAAACCUCGGCCUGCCGAAGCUCUCCCAAGCCGAGCUGGAAUCUUUGGACGAAGCGAUCAUCAUUUUAUCCGAAGAAAUUGCCCUGGGAGAAAAACACAUCCCGCCCCCUUGGGACUUCCCCGUGGCCCACUUGCCUGCAAAAACGACUGAUGUGCACAUCAAAGUCGAAUGCCAACCGCCUAACUCAAAGCAAUUCUCAUUUUGACCCGUAUACGUUUUACUUUCGUUCCAUUAACAGAUCACUUUUCAAAAAUCA
Molecule: messenger RNA, 1360 nt
Organism: Cimex lectularius (bed bug)
Lineage: Eukaryota; Metazoa; Arthropoda; Insecta; Hemiptera; Cimicidae
Product: malate dehydrogenase, mitochondrial-like
Exons: 6
Coding region: 164-1309 (381 amino acids)
Biological process (GO): tricarboxylic acid cycle
Cellular component (GO): mitochondrion; cytoplasm
Molecular function (GO): L-malate dehydrogenase (NAD+) activity
Source: RefSeq, a predicted model, not a curated record